AUGAUGAUGCCCGUUCAGCGCCUCAACUCUCUAUUUGUAUUGUUGGCAAUUCUCUUGUCGUUUCGAGGACUUUUCGUCGACGCGAGAAAAGACGGUAAUCAGACGACGAAAUUGCCAACUACUACGCCAGCGAUUCGCGAGGGAGACAAAAAAUUACAUCAACUGAACAAGCCGAAAGGAGAUCCGUUGCCUUUGCUUCCUUUGCCUGAUGGAAAAUCGUGGACCAACACGUGGACCAACACCGACACGAGAACAUCGUUUCGAUUGUGGAGGUAUGUUCAUCAUCGUUUCACAGGCGCCGAAGUGGCUGAAUGUAACGAGAAUGGCCUUCCAAUGAAGGUGAAACACAUCUAUUACUGGCCUGGCGACCAUAUUUCUUUCACGUGCAAAGUUUGUCAACGAGGUCUCGAUUCAAAUGGGAAGAUCAAAAUGUGGGGUUGGGCCGCAAAAGUGUACGACUUCUUCGAUCAUUACCAGAAGAAUAAGAAGUUGCAACACGCGGAUGUUGGCGUGCAAUUUUUGCGACUCAACUCCGAGAUCAAUAGAAGCCCGAACGAAUUCUAUGGACCAGAGGACUCUGAUCCGUCUUACAUGCCCGGAAAUCGAGAUCAGUCUAGAGAGCGCGGAUUUUUGCCCCAUAUGCGACGACAAACCUUCGAACAAAUUGGAAAAACUUUACAUAUUCAUAAUGCUGAAGCAAAGGCGGCUGGUGUGUAUUUUUGCUACGAUGACACCGCGAUCAAAUUGGUCCGCUAUUUCUAUAUUCUCCACGCAAUGACGCCGAUCAAUCGAGUCAAUUGGAUGGAUGAUGCUAAUUUGAAGAAUCGUUCUCAGCUGAGUCCGGAUAUGGGCAAAAUGGUCUGUGAAUCUGUGGGCAAAAAGGGUUUAUUACCGCCUCCAUAUCAAUGUGGCAAUGACUGCGGGAAACCGAUUUAUAUGUACCCGGAUACUCAAUGGAAAUUCAACUGGCGUCCCAUCAUCUAUAGACCCGAAAAUGAGCCUAUCUGUGAUAAGGGUCAUCUUAAAUGCGAACAAUAUCUGAAGCUUCACCCCGACGCCGGUCAACACCUAGCGAUACGAAAAGUGCCGGAGACGCCGAUACAUCUGUAUGCUCUCAAACGAUCGAUCAUUGAGAAAAGAUUCUACACGAAUGUGGCGUUGGCUUUUCGAUGGGAGCCAUGGAGUAGAUGCGAUUCGGGAAGAACACAUCAAGGCCGAGAGGGACACUGUGUUUUGGAGCUCGUCGAUGGUAAAAAGAAAACGAACUCGCAAAAUACUCUUCUUGAAGUAUCGAGGUGGAUGUCCCGAUUGGAUAGCAUUUUCAGGCUUUCUGGAGGAAAGAAUACGACAUUUGUGAGAUUGCACAGCUCAACUGUGAUGACGAUGAUCAUGGAUCAACCAGUGAAGACCGAUUGGGGGCCGAGAGAACGAUCGGGGAGUGUUCGUAAGAUUGACAAUUUUUAUGAACAAGUAAUCUUUCCCUCAUUGGACAUCCCCGGAGAACAAUUCGACCGAAAGAAAUUCACAUUGAACAACGAGUGGAGGGCUUGUUUUAAAUACAAACACUCGGGAGAAAAUGCGGGAAGUGAUGGAUUGUAUUCGGAUAUUGUUGGCACCUAUGUGAUCGAAACAAAGAUGUGUCCC
This is a messenger RNA of Mesorhabditis belari, 1644 nucleotides long. NCBI's taxonomy places the organism in Eukaryota, Metazoa, Nematoda, Chromadorea, Rhabditida, Rhabditidae. The record is from the annotation of a GenBank genome assembly.